AUGGAGGGAGGAAAUGAAACAUUGACAACAGAUUUUAUUCUCCUGGGACUCUUCCCCAAUAUGAAGUAUGUCAGUGUCCUUGUCUCCACUAUCAUCCUGAUCUAUCUGACUGCAGUCACUGGGAAUUUAGUCCUGCUCCUCCUGAUGUGGAUGGACUUAAGACUCCACAUCCCAAUGUACUUUCUACUCAGCCAGCUUUCUCUUGUAGACCUGGCCCUUAUCAGCAGCAGUGUUCCAAAGAUGGCAAUCAACUUUUUCUCUGGAAGGAAGAGCAUCACACGUCUAGCUUGUGGAACUCAGAUAUUUUUCUUCUUUACUCUAGGAGGUGCUGAAUACAUUUUCUUGAUGCUCAUGGCCUAUGACCGUUAUGUGGCUGUCUGUAACCCCUUGAGGUAUGCAGUCAUCAUGAGCCACAGAGUGUGUCUGCAAAUGGCCAUGGUGUCCUGGAUUGGGGGUGUUUUUGCUUCCAUGGCUCACACAUCCUAUACCAUGGGUCUGCCAAUCUGUGGCUCCAGAGAAAUCCACCAUUUCUAUUGUGAGAUGCCAGGGAUCAUGAAGAUCUCAUGCAAAGACACUUCCACCUAUGACCUAGUGGUCUUUGUCAUGGGUAUUGCAUUUAUAAUCAUCCCCUUUGGACUUAUCAUGGCUUCCUACACCCUCAUUUUCCUUACUGUCCUUCGUAUGAAAUCCCCCCAAGGCAGGAACAAAGCCUUGGCCACCUGCUCCUCCCAUAUUACAGUGGUGAGUCUUUAUCUAGGACCAUGUGUUUAUAUGUACAUGACACCUGGCUCCUCCUACACCCCUGAGCAGCAGCAGGCUGUGUCUGUAUUUUGCACUGUCCUCACACCCAUGCUAAAUCCCCUCAUCUACAGCUUGAGAAACAAGGAUGUGCUCCUGGGGAAACAUUCAGUCUCUAAAUAA
Molecule: messenger RNA, 921 nt
Organism: Manis pentadactyla (Chinese pangolin)
Lineage: Eukaryota; Metazoa; Chordata; Mammalia; Pholidota; Manidae
Product: olfactory receptor 2T27-like
Exons: 1
Coding region: 1-921 (306 amino acids)
Biological process (GO): G protein-coupled receptor signaling pathway
Cellular component (GO): membrane
Molecular function (GO): olfactory receptor activity; G protein-coupled receptor activity
Source: RefSeq, a predicted model, not a curated record